GUUCAGGACCCGGGCGGUCAUGGCGGUGCUCGGUGUGAGCGUCGGGGAGUUUGAGCAGUGGCUGGGCGGCCGGUUGGACGGACUCGGCGCGGACCGGGAGGUCUACAGCAGUUAUAUACUCGGUGUACUGCGGGAGGAGGAGAACGACCAGGAGAAACGAGACGCUCUUAUCGGCAUCCUGUCCGCUUUUGUGGAUGAAGACACGCUCGAGGAGGUUUGUGAAGAGAUACUAAACCGGUGGACGGAAUUCUUCUCUCAAACCAACAAAAUCGUUCAGGCUGAAGAUGAGGUUCAGGCCAUCGCCAGUCUGAUCGAGAAGCAAGCCCAGAUCGUGGUGAAGCAGAAGGAAGUGUCUGAGGAGUCCAAGAAGAGGAAAGAGGCACUGCUGGCUCAGUAUGCCAAUGUGACAGAUGAAGAAGAAGAGGAGGAAGACGAGGAGACGCCGCCAGGAUGUGCAGGAAUCCCCAGUGACAAAUCCCUCUUUAAGAACACCAACGUGGAGGAAGUGCUGAACCGGCGCAAGCAGCAGCGGGAGCAGGCCAAAGAUGACGCUCAGAAGAAAAAGGAGCAGGACAAGAUGCAGCGCGAGAAGGACAAGCUCGCUAAGCAGGAUCGCAAGGACAAAGAGAAGAAGCGCACACAGAAGGGCGAGCGCAAGAGAUAGACGAGGGAAUCUGCUCUGGACUUUUAUACCAGGGACUCCUUUAUAGACUGCACUCUGGGGGUGCGCUGGUUUUUUGUGGUAGAUUUUUAAUACAAGUAACAUGCAGACAGUCACUGGCUUACUUUGUGGUGGACAAAUUGAAAAAGCGAACAAAUUAAACACAAAUGUAACUAGGCUAAAAAUAGGUUACUAGCUUUCUAUCACUCAAGAUGAUGUGCUGUUUGGCUAGCUUACUGCAUUACUGAAGCUGUGGUUUUCUUGGAGAUGUGAUUUUAAAGCGUGCAGUGACAGAACUAAACAAACUACAGAACGUUAUGAGUUUAAUUAAUCAUUAAUCAUGAGAUUAAUUUAAUUAAUCAUUAAUCCAUGCACCAACCCAGUGCAUCAUGUCAGAUUGUGGAAUUUCAUUCUUGAGGGCCUGAGAGCGUAUAGAUGCCCAUUGUGGCCAGUUUCUCAUCAGCCACGUCAUUUCAAGAUCAAAGCAGGAGAAUGUUGAUUAUCUUCAAGUGGAAUUAAAAACCUGGUAGUGUGUGCUGCUGAUUUGUCUGGCCCUGUAUGAAGUUUUAGAUUACAUUUAUAUCUUCCACUCAUUCAAAGAUUUUAGUAAAGGAGCUACGCUGCUAUUAUAUGCAUUAUCAGAGGUCUGUAUGAAACCGGAAGCUUAUUUUGUUGUCGGCAUUUUUUCUCAUGUUAGUUCUGUAACCAGAAAAUCUAAACUCUUGAAAUGUCUGCCCAAGGCCAGGGUUUCUUUUACAUCCACUGCCUGGCUAAAGUUUCUAUUAUUAUGAAGACAUUGACAUAAACAAUGUUGCUAAUAAGCUUGUUUUUAAACUCUGAUGCAGCUUAAGAAAAUAACACCAGCAAGCAGCCCUUUAUACAGUAAGAGAAAAAUCUCAUAUGGGCAUUUAUAUGUUUUAUUGGUGCUUAAAUGAUCCCUCUGGUCAUUAGAAAAAAAAGAAAGCUCUGAUACUUGAGGCUGGCCAUAGAUCACUGCAAUGCAAAAGCUGUCUUUACACUGGUAGCAAAGCCCCACCAUUGCCUCUGUUGGACCCUUGAGCAGAGCCAGCUGCUUCUUUUUACUUAACAGUGGCAGAUUACUACAGAGAGUCUCAAUGUCAGAUGUUGUGUCUGGGUGAUUUGUUUUUAUUCUUCAUUUACUCGGGAGUGACUCGGCAGGCUGCUAAUACAGUAAAAAGACUUUAUUACCGAAAGACAGAAUCUGCUCCCUGUUUGCAUCGAACAAAAAAUGUAAUUUAUAUAAUUACCAUGUGUGUGUGUUUUGAGCUAACGAAUCAAUUUUGCUUCAGAACCGGUUGCUUUGGUGGUAAAAUAAUCACUGAAUUCUUCAACCCAGUACCCAGUGUUUUCUGGGAAGCUGUGCAGUAGCACAACUGGUAAAGUAGGUGCUGCAUAGCAUUAUGGGUCCUGGGUUCAAUCCUUGCCUUUGGUCACUGGCUGUAAGGAGUAAGGCCUUUGUGCUUUUUCAUGUGGGUCUGUCAAAAAUGCAGAAGGUGGAUUAGCUGCUCUACAUGUAAGAGAAUGUGUUUUGCUGGGUAUGUUCUGCCUGUUUAUAGGUCGUUUUGGGGUAACUGGGUAAAGCAGGUUUUAGUUUGUUUGGGAAAAUGAUGAAAUGAAAAUCUAUAGGUGGUGAGUUACACUCUACUGUGCAUGAACUGCAUUUUACAAAGACGUUGUAGGAAUGGAACUAUGGAACCGUAUGUGGAAUAUGGAAUCGUUUCGAAUGCUUCUGUGUACUGACUUGUAAAAUAAGGAAAAGCAUUUUGAAUGAAGGUAAAUUUGCUCUCCUUCACACACUAAAUGUGCCACUAAUGUUUUUGAAACUUUUCUGCUUGCAGUUAAUUGUUAAUCUGAGACGGUGACGUUUUAAUCUCGGCCCCCCAGUCUGUGUGUGCUGAAUUUUAAUGGGUGCAUUUUUAUUACCUUUGCAUAUAACUAUAAAAUGGUCAUUUUUAAGCAUCA
Molecule: messenger RNA, 2644 nt
Organism: Trichomycterus rosablanca
Lineage: Eukaryota; Metazoa; Chordata; Actinopteri; Siluriformes; Trichomycteridae
Gene: ccdc43
Product: coiled-coil domain containing 43
Exons: 5
Coding region: 20-664 (214 amino acids)
Source: RefSeq, a predicted model, not a curated record